Scylla paramamosain (green mud crab) is the source of this 3060-nucleotide messenger RNA. RefSeq names its product hemocyanin A chain-like. Bases 794 to 2827 code for a protein of 677 amino acids. Gene Ontology annotation, molecular function: oxidoreductase activity. The transcript has 3 exons. NCBI's taxonomy places the organism in Eukaryota, Metazoa, Arthropoda, Malacostraca, Decapoda, Portunidae. The record is from RefSeq and is a predicted model, not a curated record.
AAGAAAAUAAAGUGACGCGGAGUUAGGUUAGGUAAGCUGCACCUUGAAAAACAUCCAAUGAACUUUUCUAUUUAUUUAUUUUACUAAUUACUAUUAUGUGCCAGGACUCAUACUAACAAAAUACAAUUACUUGGUGGACCAUCAUAUGUGAGGGUAGAAAUUAAGCAGGUAAACUGGAGUAAUGAGUGAGAGGUGGUACAACAACAUUCUGGGACUCAUAGGAAGGUUAGAGUUAAGACAAAGGAGUUUGAAGCCAAGAGAAAGAAACCUUGAGUUAAGGGGAAGGCGCUUUGAGUUAAGAAGGAGCUUCACGAUAAAAGGAAAGAGCCUUAAGUUGAGAUGAAGGACCUUGAGGUUAACCAGGAAAGUUUGGGGUUUUAAGAAAACAGCUUGAAGGUAAGAGAAAAGUUUCAUGUUGAGAGGAAGAAGUUCGGCGCUAAGACUCGAAAGUGUGACCAAACAACUACCCACUGAAGAAAUGCACCUUUCGAAUAAAAAUACACAGCUCCCUUGCAGAAACGAGGUGCUUGAUUUUUUUUCCUCUUAUUUGGUCGUUAAUGAAGAUGAAAAAAAGAAAAAAAACAUAACUUAAGAUAUCACUCGGCUAAGAAAUUAACAAUACGGAAACCUCCAUUACGAAACAAAAGCUCUGGAGGGAUAACGAUCAAAAUAGGCGGACAGAUAACGAAUAAACUCGAGGUGGUGACGACGGUGCGGGGAUUAGGCUUAGGGCGAGGAGGAGGGGCAAUAUAAACCCCUGCAGGAGAGACGAGAGACACAGUGAGCCGCCGCCAUGAAGCUGCUCGUCUUGUGCUCGUUGGUUGUCGCCGCUGCAGCCUGGCCCAGCCUCAGCGACUUCCAGGGUGACCAGCCCGGUAAGACCCAGUCCCUCGUGACGGUCGCUAAGAAGCAGCAGGAUGUCAAUCGCCUGCUGCACAGGAUCUAUGAUGACGUGACUUACCCCGAGUUGAAUGCCGCUGCUGACACCUUUGAGGCCACACUGGAUGUCACUAGGUACAAGGAUGGAGGCGUAGCUAUUCUGAGGCUGCUGAAAGAGCUGCACGAUCACCGCCUGGCCAGCAGGCACCGCGUGUUCUCUCUGUUCAACGCUCGCCAGCGAGAGGAAGCUCUGAUGCUGUUUGAGGUCUUCAUGCAAUGCCAGACCUGGGAAGAAUUCUCAAGAAGUGCCGCCUUCUUCCGCAAACACAUGAACGAAGGAGAGUUUGUCUACGCUCUUUAUGUCACCAUCAUCCACUCGCCGCUCGGCAAAGGCAUUGUCCUGCCUCCUCUCUAUGAAGUUACGCCCCAUCUCUUCACGAACAGUGAAAUCAUCAACAAAGCCUAUGCUGCCCAGAUGACCAACACUCCAGGGUCGUUCAGAAUGAACUUCACCGGAUCAAGGAGGAACCCGGAGCAACAAGUCGCUUACUUUGGAGAAGACAUUGGCAUGAACGUCCACCACGUCACGUGGCACAUGGACUUCCCAUUCUGGUGGACAGAUUCCUAUGGCCAUCACAUUGAUAGGAAGGGCGAACUCUUUUUCUGGGUGCACCACCAACUCUCUGCUCGCUACAACAGUGAGAGACUCUCUAACUGGCUGGACGUUGUGGAUGAACUCAGCUGGGAGAAUGUCAUCAGGGACGGGUUUGCGCCCCAUACAAGUUACAAGUUCGGCGGAGAGUUCCCUGCAAGACCUGAUAACAUUCGCUUCACCGAUGUGAGAGGCGUGGCGCGAGUGAGGGACAUGGUAAUCACUGAGUACCGCAUACGUGAUGCCAUCGCCCGCGGCUACAUCGUCAAUCCAAACGGCGAAACUAUUGAUAUUAGUAAUGAUCACGGCAUCGAUAUCCUGGGAGACGUUAUUGAGUCAUCCACGUACAGCCCCAACGUGAAUUACUACGGCUCCCUGCACAACACGGCCCACAUCAUGCUUGGCCGCCAGGGUGAUCCCCAGGGUAAGUUCAACAUGCCUCCCGGUGUCAUGGAACACUUUGAAACCGCUACCCGUGAUCCCAGCUUCUUCAGGCUCCACAAGUACAUGGAUAACAUAUUCAAGGAGCACAAGGACUCCUUCGAUCCCUACAGUAAAGACGACCUUGCAUUCCCCGGAGUAAGUAUUGAAUCUAUCAACAUCGAUGGAGAACUCAGAACUUACUUCGAAGAGUUUGAGUUCGAUCUCGAAAACGCUGCAGAUCACUCAGAAUUCUCCGAUGUGGAAAUUUCUGCCCGUGUUCCUCGUCUUAACCAUAAGGAGUUCGCCUACAACUUUGGAAUCAACAACAACAACGACGAUGAGGUCGAGGCUGCCAUUCGCGUAUACCUAUGCCCUGUGAGAGACGCCCAUGGUGUCGAGUUCACCUGGGACCAGGGUCGCUGGCACUGCAUUGAAAUGGAUAAAUUCUGGAGGAAAUUGAGCAGUGGAGCUAACAUGGUGGUUCGGAAGUCCUCUGAAUCCUCAGUAACUCGCCCCGAUUCCAUGAGCUUCAAGGUCCUCCGGCAAAAGGCGGACGAAGCUGUGACUGGAGGUUACGACCUGAAUCUGGAGAAGUAUGUGGAAGCAUGUGGUAUUCCCGAUAGGAUGCUCCUGCCUAAGGGCAAGACUAACGGCAUGGACUUUGCCCUUAUGGUCUUCGUUACCCCUGACGCGCACAUUGAUGAGAGUGAGGUGAACGGAAACCAUGCCCAUUGUGGCAGACAUGGACAGCCCUACCCCGACACAAGGCCCAUGGGCUACCCGCUCGACCGCCGCAUCCCCGACAAGCGAGUCUUCCUGGAGACUCCCAGCACAAAAUUCAUCAACGUCAAGAUCUUCCACGGCGAAAACUAAACUUUGGCUGCUGUCAUGUCAAUGACGAGAACGCGGAAAACAUCUUAACAACCACGAGUGCUCUGUUGGCUGCUUCACAACACCCGGGGCGCCCCGAUGGUAAAGCUCAGAGCAGCACAAGACCAAAAUAUUUACAAUAGAAUACAUCCUACAGGCUUGAAUUUUAAACCAUCUUGUACUGUUUUGGAUUAAUUCAAUAGUUCUCACUUGAUUAAUAACAACUUGAAGCUGCA